Molecule: messenger RNA, 1364 nt
Organism: Amborella trichopoda
Lineage: Eukaryota; Viridiplantae; Streptophyta; Magnoliopsida; Amborellales; Amborellaceae
Source: RefSeq, a predicted model, not a curated record
AAACAUUUUCCUUUUCAAUAUGCUUUGCCCCAGUUGACAUUCCGGAUGGGUUUGGCGCCCCAAUUCAGUAACUGUCUCUGUUUCCCCCACACGUCUUCGGCGUCUCUCUCCGCAUGUUUUCUUAUGAUUAGGCUUCGCGCCCUCUCUCACUCUCGCUCCAUUAUUUAUCCUCUGUCUUUGUACUGAAAUCUGAUUCUUCUCAAAGAUAUGAUGGCACCACAGAAGCAUAAAGCUAGAGACUUCUCAAUAUUUUUGCAUUCUUGAAAUGCAAUCUUGGGAUAGUGGGAAAUGGAUCUUUGGGGAUUGUGAAAUAUGGAUAGUCCACCACCUAAACGUACGCGAAGAAGGGUACCAUGGACACCAACUUGGGAUGAGUUCCUCAUUGGCCUAAUGGUUGACCAAGCAUGUAAAGGACAAAAGAUAGAGAAGGGCUUUAAAAAAGAAUCAUGGCGCUAUAUGCUCCUCGAAUUCAACAAGAAAUUCAAUCAAAACCUCGAUGACGAACAACUAAGAAAUCGCUAUAAACACUUCACGAGGGAGUACACCAUUGUUAUGACUCUUCUUGGCGAAAGUGCUUUUGUUUGGGACUGCACCAGAAAUGCUGUGAUAGCGAAUGCUGAAACCUGGGAUCGCUAUAUUUUGGAACACCCCGAGGCCAAGCCUUACAGAACAAAAGGCUUACCAUUGAUGGAAGCAUUGGGCAUACUUUUUGGAAAUUCAAAUGCUGAUGGUAGAUAUGUACUAUCUAGUCGCAGUGAAGAAGUUAUGCAAGAAUCAACUAGUAUGAUAGGAGGUUUAGAAUCUCCAGCUAUCAACAAUGAGCAUAUGGCUACACCAAAUGUCAAGUCCUUAGGUUCAAAAGGAAACAUGGAUGCAUUGGAUAAACACAAGAAAUCUAGAUCUGCAGCCCCCACUUCAUCACGACGUAGAAAAAGAGUGCGAAAGCAUGAGAGUAUCAUUGAGGCCCUACUAGAGAUGGCAGCCAAUUCGAGGCUUAGGGCAAGUCUAGAUGCAGAGGCUAGCUCAAAUCAAGGGCUAAAGAAUUGUAUAGAAGAAUUACAAGCAAUGGAAGGCUUGGAUGAUGAACUAUUAAGGAAAGCCUGUGAAAUGUUGAAGGAUGAAAAGAAUGCAACUAUAUUUAUGACACUUGAGGGUCAUCGCCGGUUAGUUUGGGUGAAAGAGAUGUGUGAUGCACAAUAGCUUUUAGAUAUUGUGUGCAUCUUUUUGUUUUCCCCAUUUUAUUAUUUCCUUUGGAAGUGAAUAUACUUGUUAUUUCCUUUGAAAGUGAAUAUACUUGUUCUUUCUUUUUGUUUUCCCCAUUUUAAUGUAUUUCUUUAAUGAAUGGAUAGAAGAAAGUUUGAUGU